Molecule: messenger RNA, 507 nt
Organism: Colletotrichum chrysophilum
Lineage: Eukaryota; Fungi; Ascomycota; Sordariomycetes; Glomerellales; Glomerellaceae
Exons: 2
Coding region: 1-507 (168 amino acids)
Source: RefSeq, a predicted model, not a curated record
AUGGAGACCUCAACAUACAUCUUCCUGGCAGUCGCCAUCUUCAUAAUCGGUCGCAUGCUCUUCGCCGACCGCUCGCCCAUCCCCGAGACAUCCGGCAAGGUCUACAAGCUCACCAGCCAAGCCGAGCUGGACGCGCUCCUCUCCUCGACCAAGCACGUCAUCGUCGACUUCUACGCCGACUGGUGCCCGCCCUGCCGCGCCAUCGCGCCCGUCUUCUCCGAGUGGGCCGACAAGCACGCCGCUGAGGGUAGUCUGGCUUUCGCAAAGGUCAACGUCGACCACGUUAAUGCCAUCGCUAAGACGUACAACGUCACUGCCAUGCCCACCUUCGUCUUCUUCCGCGACGGCAAGCCCCAGGGCGUCGAGGUCCCCAGCCUGAAGCCCCGUCAGUCUGUGAGCUUCACUAGCGAGGGGCUGGUUGAUCGGGUGAGGGGUGCGGACCGCGCCGCGCUGCAGGCUGUUGUCAACGCCUUGGCUGGACCGCAGGAGGGUGCUAAGAAGGAGUGA